UUUUUAAAAGCAACAAAUGCCAAAUAGAAAAUAAGCUUUUUUCGCUACUGCUAUAUUAUUCUUUCGUAUUUAUUACGUUUUCUCCUAAUAAAUGUUACAAAACUUAAUAUUACCGAAGGAUAAAAUGCAAACCACCAUAAAGGAAAUACUUGAAACGUUAGGAUGUAAUUUAGAUGCUGAUACUGUUUUGGAUUACAUACAGAAUGAUCCCAACUACGGGAACUGUAAUUUGUCACCGAAACAAGUCAAUGAAUAUGCACAAAGAAUAGCAAUAAAAGCUUCCAAUUCCAAAGGCUUUUUGAAAAAAUAUGAAGAUCUGAAAAACCGCAACACAGACAACUUAUCAGAAAUCAUUGCACUAUUUUACAAACUAGUUGUGGAAGAAAAGAGGCCUAAAAUAUCUAAACCAAAAGUAGCUCCAAAACCAGUACUAGGUGACAACAAACAUCAAAUAACUAAGGAUGAUUUACCUCAGAUAAAAGACAAGCUUCUGAAAGCCGUGGACGAGAGCAAGAAGCUGGUGAUGAAGUCGUUUGAGGAGAAGGAGGCGAAGCUGCGCCCCAACUGGUACAGCAGCCUCGACCUGCCACACUGGCAGAAGGACCACCCCUCCAUGUCCUGGGACUUCCCCAAGGAGACUGUGCCUAUUGUUGCUUCCUUAGCAAACAUACCCAUACCCUCUCAAGAAAACAUAAUCAUAGAAGAGCUGCUAUACCUCUUCAGCGGAGUGCCAGGCAACUUCAUAGUGCACCAGCCGGUCAAAAACCUGUAUGACCCCCGCACCUUCCUGAUCUGCGAGGACCUGGACGAUGCGUUGAAGCAGAUCGUGCAACAGAUGCUGCCGCUCGCCUCCAACUACUCCAUAGUGAGGCGGUUCAUUGAGCAGUGCAACAUGUGGUCGGGGCAGGUGCUGCAUGCUUUGGUUGCAGCUAUUGAAGUGCUCUUGAAGGAUUAUUAUACGAUGCUGGCGCAGCUGGAGACGGAACAGGCCUCCGGAGGCCUCAGCCUGCAGAAGCUGUGGUACUUCGUGCUGCCCACCAUGCACACCAUGCAGGUGUUGGCCGCCAUCGUCACUAAUAUUGGGAAGAGCGAGCUCCGCGGCGGCGCGGUGCUCACGGUCCUGCACUCCUCCACCCUCACCCUGCCCGGAGAUGCGCGCGCGCAGGAGAUAUCUCUGUUCCUCACGGAACGAGCGAGCCGCCCGUACCUGCGCGCCGCCGACCUGUGGAUCCACGAGGGCACCAUCCGGGACCCCUUCCAUGAGUUCAUGAUAGAAGACAACGAGCUAAUCAACAAGGAGGAGCUACCAGUAGACUAUUCAGCCGACUAUUGGGAGAAGCGGUACUGCAUACAGCGCGAGCGGGUGCCGACGUUUCUGGAGAAGUACACGGAUAUCAUACUGAGGACCGGGAAAUACUUGAAUGUUAUUAGCCAGUGUGGAAAGUCAAUAAAGAAAACCAACACAGAAGAGUUAAAGUACUCUCUCCACGAACAGAACUACAGCGCCAUUAUACAAAAAGCCUACGCAUUCGCCAGCAAAUCCUUACUGGAGCUUCUAAUGAAGGAAUACGAUCUCAUGGGGCGACUGAAAUCGGUCAAAAACUACUUCCUGAUGUCACAAGGAGACUUCAUCGUGCAAUUUAUGGAUGCAACGGAGCAAGAGCUCAGUAAGAAGAUCGAUGAUAUUAUACCGUCGAAACUGGAGUCGCUUUUGGGAUUGUGUUUGAGAUUGUCAGCGGCGAGCCACGACCCGUACAACGAGGAUAUGCGAGUGGAGCUGCUGCCGUACGACUUGCAGUUCCAGAUGUUCAAGAUACUCUCCAUAGAGACGGAGGACGAAAAGGAAUACAAACAGAACAAGGACUGUCCGCCAUUAACCGGCAUCGAGACGUUCUCGUUCGGCAUGGAGGUGAAGUGGCCCGUGUCGCUGGUGCUCAACCACAAGGCGGUGGCGUGCUACCAGAUGAUCUUCCGCCACCUGUUCUACUGCAAGCACGUCGAGAGGCUGCUGUGUCGGGUAUGGCUCUACAACAAGGUGGUGAAGCGUUUCUCGGAAGCCCGCCUGUACGCCGACGCCUUCGCCCUCCGCCAGCGGAUGCUGAGCUGCAUCCAGCACCUGCAGUAUUACAUGUGUGUUGAAGUCAUCGAGCCGUCGUGGUGCCAGCUCAUACAGAGCUUGGAUAAGGUCACAAACGUGGACGAGGUCCUCGAGCGGCACUCUGACUUCCUGGAGGCGUGCCUCGGCGACUGCAUGCUCACCAGCCCGCAGCUUCUCAAGGCCGUCACCACGCUGUGCCUCGUGUGUGUGCAGUUCUGCACUUUCAUACAGGAGAUGCACAAAUACUUCGUGGACGCGGAACUAAACAGUAUGCUCGGAUCUACGUAUGAAAGUUCAGAUUAUAGUGAGGGCGCGGGCUGCGGCGUGGGCGGCGCCUCCUCGGGCUCGUCCGACUCGUUCGCGCGCUCCGUGUCGCGCUACGGGCUGCGCUUCACGGCCGCGCUGCUGUCCGUGCUGGCCAUCAUAGAGCGCAUGGCGCGGGACAAUAACACCAAUAAACUGCUCAAUAUUAGCGCCAGAUUAAACUUCAACACGUACUACGCGAAGCAGCUCGAGAAGUUCUGUUCGGACGACAAGCUGAUGGAGAGUGAGAAGAAAUCUGCAGCUUCCUAGCAGCGACCGCGGCGCGCCGCGCGGAGUCAUAGCAAGCUCAUAACACCGGUUUAAGCUGCAUUUAUAACGUUAUAUUUUAUAACCCGGCCGAAAGAAGAUGAAGCAAUGACUAUGGCUUUUAGAAGGAAGUGUAGGUUAGAAACUUGGCCACUCAAUACAGUGAGCAAGUAAGGUGGCUAAUCUUUAUUCGCGUGGGUUAUGAUUUAUAACAGUUGCCAAAGUUGUGAAGUUAGUGUUGCACAGUGAAAAAGACUUUGAUUGGACACAUUGGUAUUAUUAAUGAACUGAAAUCUCAAAUAACUCGAAUUGUUGAUGUCAAAAUUGUGUGUGUGAUUAGUAGGUGUAUGUAAGUAAUCUCUUUUUUUUUUAAAUCCUCCAUUAGUAAGCAGACGAAUAUUUAUACCGAGUGGAUAUUGGUUUACAUGAAGACAAAAUAUGAUAUAUUUUUGAUAUCAUAAAAAACUUUCCUGCUUAUUCAUAUUCUAUUAGAUAAUCUACGAAAAAAGGAGCGUUAAUCUACAAGUCACAGCUGUAUCAGCCGAGUUAAAACUAUAUUUUCCAGAGAAAGAAAUAUUUUUUCCUAGUCUGCGGCCAUAAAUUCAGUCAGUAUUUGUAUGUGCAAGCAAUAAUAAAAUUGGUGAGCUCUAAAACAGCCAUCCAGUAAAUAUAAUUAGAUUAAAUUACAGUAUUUAAGUACAAAUAACAAUUAACUAAUCCAAUCGUAAACAGUAUUUUUCGGACACUUUAAAAAUGUAGCUGAUAGUUAAAGCACAAAAUUAAAUAUUAGAAUCUAACUAAAACUACUUAUUAUGUACUAGUUAUGUUAGGCUUAUGCUUUUGAAGUCAACUCACUAACAAAUAUUCCUAAUGUGAUGCCAUAACAUUAUUUGAUAAGUUUGGAAGUAAACAUAAUUAUAAAUUUGAUGAAAAAAUAAGAAUUCCAUAGAUUUAGAUGUUGAGACUUUCCAUUCCUUGCCAUACUGAUUCCAUUUGGAUAUUUUAUGCCAUGACAUGUUAGUUAUAGAGUUAGAUAAUAAGGUUGUGUUGUGAAUGUUAAAAUUGAAUGUUGUAUAAAAUGUUAUACCCAUAUCUCUUCUUCCAUUUAAAAAAUAAAUUUGUUAUUAAUUACAUUAUGUAUUCCGCACCUAAUUAUUUGGGAUACCCCCUGUAAAACUUACGUUCUAUUGCAAGUUAUUUUUAUGAUAUAUGAUACUAAGUUUUAAUGUCUAGUAAAUUAUUGGCUGAGCUAUGUUGAUUUUGAGUUGGCCAAAGAAUUCUGUAGCUAGUUCACAAUUUGUAGGAAAGUAAUUUUGUUACGUCUGUUCUGUUAAAAUAUUGUUUAUUAGAUACUUGCCAAUAGUUAAUGUUUACUCAUUUGCUAGACGAAAACAUUAAAUGUAUUUUGGAACUAAAAUUAAAUUAGGAAUCUAAAUUUACGUAACUUUCUUCACUUUCCACGGUAUUGUUCAUGUAAAUAUUGCCGUUAAAAACUAAUUUAAUAAAAUGCUAAUUAACUGAUCA
Plutella xylostella (diamondback moth) is the source of this 4192-nucleotide messenger RNA. Its product is annotated as gamma-tubulin complex component 2. Gene Ontology annotation, cellular component: gamma-tubulin complex; microtubule organizing center; spindle pole. Gene Ontology annotation, biological process: cytoplasmic microtubule organization; mitotic cell cycle; meiotic cell cycle. Lineage: Eukaryota; Metazoa; Arthropoda; Insecta; Lepidoptera; Plutellidae. Gene Ontology annotation, molecular function: gamma-tubulin binding; microtubule minus-end binding. The record is from RefSeq and is a predicted model, not a curated record.